Nematolebias whitei (Rio pearlfish) is the source of this 1024-nucleotide messenger RNA. Its product is annotated as LIM/homeobox protein Lhx8-like. NCBI's taxonomy places the organism in Eukaryota, Metazoa, Chordata, Actinopteri, Cyprinodontiformes, Rivulidae. The coding region runs from base 1 to 1005 and encodes 334 amino acids. The record is from RefSeq and is a predicted model, not a curated record. The transcript is spliced from 8 exons. Gene Ontology annotation, biological process: neuron differentiation; forebrain neuron development; regulation of transcription by RNA polymerase II. Gene Ontology annotation, molecular function: DNA-binding transcription factor activity, RNA polymerase II-specific; RNA polymerase II transcription regulatory region sequence-specific DNA binding. Gene Ontology annotation, cellular component: nucleus.
AUGCGUGAGGACUGCAAGGGAGACGGAGAGCUGCUGGACAAGUCCACGGAGGACAGGAGGGACAUCCUGGGCGCGCAGCUGGAGGUGUUGGAUGAAGACACUUCGUCCCCGCGGGACAUGCCAUCCGCGCCUCUGCUGGGCAGGAGCGUGUGCGCGAGCUGCAACGAGGAAAUAGUGGAUAAAUACUUAUUAAAGGUGAACGACCUGUGCUGGCAUGUGCGCUGUCUCUCGUGCAGCGUGUGCCAGACUUCACUUGGCAGCCACGCGAGCUGCUACAUCAAAGAGAAGGAGGUGUUCUGCAAACUGGAUUACUUCCGAAGAUACGGCACGUGGUGCGCGUGCUGCGGCCGGAACAUCCACUCCACAGACUGGGUCCGCCGGGCCAAGGGCAACGUCUAUCACCUGGCGUGCUUCGCCUGCUUCUCCUGCAAGAGGCAGCUCUCCACCGGGGAGGAGUUCGCCCUGGUGGAGGGGAAGGUGCUCUGCAGGGUCCACUACGACUGCAUGCUGGACAACCUGAAGAGGGCCGUGGAGAAAGGAAACGGAGUCAACAUGGAGGGAGCUGUGCCCACAGAGCAGGAAAUAAACCAGCCCAAACCCUCCAAGAGAGCCCGAACCAGCUUCACUGCCGACCAGCUGCAGGUGAUGCAGGCUCAGUUCGCUCAGGACAACAACCCUGAUGCUCAAACCCUGCAGAAGCUGGCAGAGCAGACGGGCCUCAGUCGGAGAGUCAUACAGGUCUGGUUCCAGAACUGCCGAGCACGCCACAAAAAGCACGUGAGCCCCAACCACACCUCCAGCACCCCCAUGACCACCCUGCAGCCCAGCCGCCUGUCCCAGCCCACCCCGACCCCUGAGGAGCUGCAGUACACAGCCUACGGAGGCCCGGAAGGCUCAAUGCUCUCUGCGCUCCACUCCUUCAUAGACAUACACUCUCCUCCCUCCAUGUUUCAGCCGCUGCUGCCAGCCCACACCAUGACCUCGCUGCCUGUGUCCCAUGCCUGAGACCCCCCCCCCCCCCCCC